UUUCACUUUUUAAAUGCGCUCAGUACUCUCGCGCCGCGCCACCGAACAGCAGCGCGCGACCCUCUCACUACAGGACUGCGAAAACCAAGACGACAAAGAAACCGAGAUAGCGCAGCACUAACCGUGGACAUCUUCGGAAAGCGUACAUUUUAAAGGCUUAACAGGUGGCUAUAACUGUAACUGAUACAUAAUAAUUUGUCCGCGUGCCAUGAAGAACCUUCUCCCCAAGCUGUGGCUCUUCAUCGUGCUAGUUUUCUUCUUCCCUUUGCUCAAGGCUUCCGAGUAUGAGUACCUUAACUGGAAAUCGGACGUGGUGGGGAACAGUUACGGCAAAAGUCGGCAAUGCAUGGACAUUCCCGAGGACCUGAGGUUGUGUUUUAAUGUCGGCUACCAGCAAAUGUUGCUUCCCAAUUUGCUGGACCAUGAAACCAUAGCGGAGGUGAAGCAGCAAGCGGGCAGCUGGGUUCCUCUGGUGCACAAAGCCUGUCACCCCGUCACGCAAGUGUUUCUCUGCUCGCUCUUCGCCCCCGUUUGCCUUGAGACACCCAUCUAUCCGUGCCGCUGGAUGUGCGAGGAAGUGCGGGACAGUUGUACCCCUAUUAUGGAGGCGUAUGGGUUCCCUUGGCCUGAAAUGCUCACCUGUGACAAGUUUCCCAAUGAGGAUCUGUGCAUUUCCAUGAACAACACCAACAGCAAUGAAACGACCAAACAAGCAGGUGUCUCUCCUGUGUGUCCACCAUGUGACAAUGAGAUGGAUACAGAUGUUAUUCUGGAACACAUGUGUGCCAGUGAAUUCGCAAUCAAGACAAAGAUUAAGGAGGUCAAAAAAGAGAACUUGGACCGAAAAGUCAUUCUGCAGAAAAGGAGGAAGCCAGUGAAGCUUGGAACUCUGAAAAAGCAGGACCUAAAGAAGCUUGUUCUCUUCCUGAAAAAUGGAGCUAACUGUCCUUGCCAACAACUGGAGAACACAGGGAGCAUCUACUUAAUUAUGGGUCGCUGGGUGGGGAAACAGUAUAUUUUGACUGGCAUUCACAAGUGGGACAAAUCUAGCAAAGAAUUUAAGAAGGCCCUUAAGAAAAUCAAAACCCAUAAAUGUCCAGCGUUUGAGUCAGUGUUGUGAGGUUAAUGAUUCACCAAUUUGGAUUUGAUUAUUACUGAAUUGUAAACUCAAUAUAGCAUUGCAUUAUAUUUUGUUUUACAGUACAGCAUACUGUGAAACACAGUUCAUAACUCCUUUUACUUCCAUAAUCAGACAAAAACAGAAUACUCAACUAGGAAAACUAUGGAUUUUUUCCUUCAGGAAUUGAUUGGAUCAUAAAAGUAACACAUAUGAAUCAUUUACAAUAAGGCUAGGAACAUGCAUUAAGAAAGUAAAUAAUGUAUUGUUGACUUGAAGACAAGAACUAUGGUAGUCAAACUACAAUACUGAGAUUAAACCAACAAAACAAAAAUCUAGUAAAUCUUGAGUUAUUUGCCCAAAAAAUGUCUGAACACAUUCUGUAUUAGACAAAAAGUGUUGCUUUAGUUCAACUUUUUAGUUACUUUUUCAAAACAAUUCUAUCAACAUUUAACCAAUCCAAGUAAAAAACACUUACAGUUAUUAACAUUCCAUUAUGCUGCAAGUACCUGCUAUUCAGUCAUACCUUUACAUUCCCGGUUAAUGUUAACUAUUGCAUGAUUUCCACUUUUAUAAACAUUGUUUCUGAAAUAUCUUGACAUUUUAAUGCCGGAUUAAUAUCUAUUAUAGGAUCUGCCUGUUUUAUGUUUCAUAUUAGUCACUACAGCUGUGAGGUCUUAGCCUUUUUUUUUAUUAAAACCAUAAUACAGUACAUGCACAUAUCUGCAGUAGCAGUUGGCUUGCAUUGGAUUUAAAUCACAAAUACUCAUGCAGUGGAAAGUUUCCUCCUAAAAUACAUGAGGAUUUACAAUGCACUGUGACUGCAAUCAUUAAAUCAUUAAAAAGAACAUAUUUUUUACUAUCUUUGACUGCAUUGAUUAUUAAUCAGAAUAGUAGUUUGAGUAGUUGUGACGGUCUUUAAUUUAUACAGUUGUAACAGCAUUAAUUUGCAAGACAAAGUAGUAAUUGUGACCUACCAAGCAGAGCAGCUUCAUAACAAGACUUAUGCAGUUAGAUUACUGCAACAUUACUUGGAAUUGAGAUUGGAUUAGAGAAAUCUCUGACAUGUGUUGUGCGUAAGCAAACAUCCAGCCAAAGUGUUUAUCUUGCGUAUACAAAGUGGAGAUGUUUGUUUUGGAUAAAGAGAUAAAUGUGAAAUGUUUUUCCUCCCAGCUCACCUGAUGAAAUACUGUUUGACCGUACCCUCCUGAUUUUCAUUUUCAGAUGUGGAAAGUUGAGGGGAGUAAAUUAUAUAUUUACCAUCAAAGCCAAAACAUCAGAUGAUAAAUGUCUGUUUUGUCAUUUUUUACCAAAAUACUUUUGGUUCCCCUUCUGUCACUCACUCAACGUUGUGUCGAUGUAGUGACACUAGGGGUCGUACUUGAGAGCCCCGAUCACCUCGGAUCUUUGAGAAAAGGCUAAUGAGAAUUUGCGAGUGGAAUUUGCAUGCCACUCCCCCGGACAUAAGGGUAUAAAAGGGAGCUGUAAUGCAGGAUUCAUUCAGGUUUUGUGCUGAGGAGCUAAGACACGGUCCUGGCCAUUUCAGCAGCUAGAAAAGGCCAAUUCUCAUUGGCCUUUUCUCAAUGAUCCGAGGUGAUUAGGGCUCUCAAGAUCGACCCCUAGUGUCACUACAUCAACACAACGUCUCAUUCCCUCCAUCAGGGAACGGAGUUUAUGACAGUAACCUAGAAGAUUUCAAAUAUAAUCUAUCACAACAAUCACAAUAAUGAUAUUAAAUGCUGAAAGAUGUACAAAUGUAUGCAGCUAAAGGUCUUCCUCAACAUGAGGGUGAGUAUAUGAUGACAGAAUUUUAAUUUUUCUGUGAAAUAUUCCUUUAAAACAAGGCCUCCAUUCAAUAUCGCUUUUGUUUGACCAAGGUAUUUUCUUGAGGAAACAUCUGUGGUGUAAUGCCUGCCAAUAAGUUAUUACCUUGAUACGGUUUAAAGGGUCAUAUCUGUUGCUGAUGAGCUGUGAAGAAAUAUAAGAUAUGUUAUCUACUACUAUCAUGCCACAACAGACACAAAUUCAAAUUAUCUGACUUUGCAGGAAUGCAUACUGCUCCUAAACUGUAUUAAAAUAAGUUGUUUAUUUCCUCACUGUCAUCCAUGUGUUUUAGUGGGAAUCGACUGCAUGUGUUAUCUAGCCAUGAAAGAAGUCAUACAGGAGUCAGUGAAAUUUAAAGUCAGCCAAUUAGAACCGUUGAAAGAUGAUGCCAGAUAACUAAGGACAAACACGUACUCUGCAAACAAUGGAGCUCUGAAGUGUAAUUAUGCAAGACCCAAAGUGGUAGUGCUCAAUAUGUGUGUGGCUUUAUAUCAGACUGAAUAUUGCCUUCGGCACUACACCUGUUUACAUUCCCAGUAUCAUGCACCAUGCAAUCGAGAUACCAUCAUACUCAGAUAAUGCUUUCGAAUGAGUCUGCCAUGAAAUCAUUCUAGACUGAACACAAGUGCUGCUUUAGAAGAGCAUAAUGUGGUCAUGUUAAUAUGUGGAUAAAAUAAUAUUUACUCCAUUCAUGUGUGGAACUAAUCAAUUGUGGUAUUAAAGCUUGUAAUCAAAUUUCCACUUUUCAAAAACAGAGCAAAAUUUUUUAUAUAUCCUGUUUGUCAUUUGUAAAUCUAUAAUUAAGUGCUAAAUUUGACAGUAGUCAAACUCAAAUUUAAAUGUUACUUAAAUAUGUUGUUUGAAACUCCUUUUGUUUAAACAUUAUUGUAAAAUGAACAAUCAAAACAUGAAUGUAAUGUAAUUAACUUACAAUGGAUGUCUAUGAGGAAAGGCCUUGUACCAGAAUAAACAUUGCAAUACACGCUAUUUCAAAAG
This is a messenger RNA of Xyrauchen texanus (razorback sucker), 3937 nucleotides long. RefSeq names its product secreted frizzled-related protein 1-like. Lineage: Eukaryota; Metazoa; Chordata; Actinopteri; Cypriniformes; Catostomidae. Gene Ontology annotation, biological process: canonical Wnt signaling pathway; negative regulation of canonical Wnt signaling pathway; non-canonical Wnt signaling pathway. The transcript is spliced from 3 exons. Gene Ontology annotation, molecular function: Wnt-protein binding. The record is from RefSeq and is a predicted model, not a curated record. The coding region runs from base 209 to 1120 and encodes 303 amino acids.